UUCUGUUGGUUAGGCUUCCAUAAUUACAUGUUUGUUGUUCUGAUUACAUUAUUUCUUAUUUAAUAUUUCUUAAUGCAGAUUAAUGUCCUACCUGCUGAGCACAAUUGUCCAACUACAAAGCUUAGGGAGAGCAAAAUGGCUACUCAGAGCUGGGUUGUAGACAGGCUGUCUGAGUGGGUCAAGCAUAACCCUAGCAAGGGUGCAAAGGAUGCAAAAGAAAAGGUGGAGCAGGACUAUGGCAUCAAGCUGAAGUACUCCAAGGCAUGGUCAGGUCUGAAACUUGCACUAGAGCAAGUUCAUGGUAAAUAUGAGGAGAGUUUUCAAUUAUUGUUCAAUUGGAAAGCACAGAUGGAAUUAAGUUCACCUGGUAGUAUUAUUGAAAUUGAUUUGGAAAGGAAGAAUAAGAAGAUGCACUUCAAGAGGAUUUUUGUAGCAUUGAAGUCGUGUGUAGAUGGGUUCUUAGCUGGUUGUAGACCGUAUAUAGGGGUUGAUGCCACCAAGUUGAAUGGUAAAUACACUGGUCAGUUGGCUUCUGCAACUGCUGUGGAUGGGCACAACUGGUUGUAUCACUUAGCAUAUGCUGUAUUUGAUUUAGAAACAGAGGAGAACUGGACUUGGUUCAUGCUUCAGUUACAGAGGGCUGUUGGGACACCAGAAGGCCUUGUCAUAUGUACAGAUGCUUGUAAAGGCCUUGAAACAAUAGUAGGUGAUGUGUUUCCAACAGCUGAGUACAGAGAGUGCAUGAGGCAUCUCUAUGGCAACUUCAUGAAGCAUUAUCAAGGUGAUGUAUUCACUGAGCACUUGUAUCCAGCUGCAAGAAGCUACACUGAGUACAUGUUCAAGUGGCACAUGAAGAAAAUAAAUGAUGUUGCUCCAGAUGCUAUAGAAUACCUUGAGAGAGACCAUAAUAGGAUUUGGUACAGAAGUGGAUUCUCAGAAACUAGAAAAUGUGAUUACUUAACAAAUAAUGUUUCUGAGAGUUUCAAUGCACAGAUAAGGCAUUUGAAAGGCCUGUUGCUGCAUGAGUUGGUAGAUGGUUUGAGAGAAUUGUUCAUGGAGAAGAGGUACCUUAGAAAACAAAUUGGUAGACAGAUGGAAGAUGGCAUAUUGCCCAAUGUCCUUAAGGAAUUGAACACAAUAAGCAAGAACUUGCAGGUUGUCAAGAUUGUGAGGAGUGAUGAUGACAUUGCAGAGGUGACACUAAUUGACAGGUGGAACAACACAAGAAGGCAUUCUGUAGAUCUUAAAAACCAAAAAUGUUCAUGCAGAGAGUGGCAAAUAACAGGCAAACCCUGCAGACAUGCAUUGGCUUGGAUAUUGUCCAACAGAGGUGUCAACAUUGGGGAUUAUGUGCAUGAGUAUUAUUCAGUUGCAAGGUUUAGGUCUGCUUAUGAGGGUAGAGUUGAAGCAUUGCCAGACAGGUCACAGUGGCCAGCUGUGGACCUUGGAUUCAAAGUCUACGCUCCUUUGUUGGGAAGAUCUGCAGGAAGGCCAAGGAAAGUGAGGAUCAGGGGCUGCCUAGAGAAAAAUGCUACAAAAAAGAAGGUGAAAUGUAGCAGAUGCAAAGAAUUUGGUCACUUUGCUAAGACAUGCCAGAUGUCAGUAGUUGGAGAAGAUGGGGAAACUGCAACACCAAAGAGGAAGAGGCCUGCUACUGAUGACAUGGCUGGGCCAUCUCAGAAGAAAAAGAAGACCCCCAAGAAGAAAAGCCCCAAGAGGAAGAAGACCCCCAAGAAGAAGAAGACCCCAGCCAAGAAGAAACAGAAGCAAGCUGAAGCAGCUCCUGCUCCAUGUGUUGUCAGGAGUCUAAAAGUUUGGCUCAACACUUGAAGCAUUUGGUCAGAGUCGAAGCUUGAAGCUUGGCUGUUAGCAAGACUUUUGGAAUGUAAUUUGUCUGUUAGCAAGGCUGUGAACUUGUCUUUUGUGAAGUAAUGCUGUGAACUUGUCUUUUGUCAAGUCAUGCUUUGGUCAA
Messenger RNA from Panicum virgatum (switchgrass), 1972 nucleotides. RefSeq lists its product as uncharacterized. The transcript has 2 exons. Gene Ontology annotation, molecular function: zinc ion binding; DNA binding; transposase activity. Gene Ontology annotation, biological process: DNA transposition. Lineage: Eukaryota; Viridiplantae; Streptophyta; Magnoliopsida; Poales; Poaceae. Bases 73 to 1830 code for a protein of 585 amino acids. The record is from RefSeq and is a predicted model, not a curated record.